CACUGAGUCAGCCAUUUCCGUCACUCGCUGACUCACUGGUCACUCUUUAAGCAAUAACAAUGGACCGAGAUUCAUCCGACGACGACAAUGAAAACGAUCGCCAAACCCUGAUCCAACAAAACGACACCAAGAAGCUCCCGCAUGAAAUCCCAACCAGCCCCCGUGCUUCCGGCCCUCCGAGAUCUAGCUUCCGCAUCGAAGAACUCGAAUCCCAGAUACGACCGCGUUUCAAGCUCUCCUUCAACAAGCGUUACCUCUUCGCCAUUAUUCUCCCUCUUCUCUUCAUCCCUAUCUUCUUCUCCGCCGACAUUCGCUCCCUCUUCUCCUCCAAUAUCUCCUCCCUUCAAUUCAAUACGGUGUCGGACCGAAUCGAGGAAUCCCAACUCCAAGCUCUUCACUUGUUAAACCAACAGCAAAGUUCCCUUCUUUCUCUUUGGAAUCACACUUUCGUCAACUCCAACAAUAAUAUCACAGCCGUCCAAUUUGAUGACAUUAAAGCCGCAUUGCUUAAUCAGAUCACGUUAAACAAACACAUCCAGCAAAUCCUCUUAUCCCCUCACAGAACCGGGGACGCCGUUGAAAACGGCUCCGUUUUGGUCCCCAACUAUUCCGGUUACAGUUUCGAUCGUUGCGCAAAAGUUGACCAGAAAUUCUCUGAAAGAAGAACAACCGAAUGGAAACCCAAGCGCGAUAAAUUCUUGUUCGCCAUUUGCUUGUCGGGUCAAAUGAGUAACCAUCUGAUUUGUGUGGAGAAACACAUGUUCUUCGCGGCGGUUCUGGGUCGGACGUUAGUGAUUCCCAGCUCGAAAUUCGAUUAUCAGUACGAUCGAGUGCUGGAUAUCGAUCACAUUAACGAUUGUGUUGGACAAAAGGUUGUUAUCUCGUUUGAAGACUUCAUGGAAAUAAAAAAGAAUCACGCUCACAUUGAUAGAUUCAUUUGCUAUUUUUCGAGCCCUCAGCCGUGUUAUGUGGAUGAAGAGCAUUUGAAGAAGCUGAGAUCGUUAGGAAUUUCGAUGGGGAAAUUGGAGAAUGCUUGGAAGAAUGAGGACACUAAGAAGGCGAGUCCAAAAACGGUUAAGGAUGUGGAAGAUAACUUCGCUUCGGAUGAUGAUGUUAUUGCAAUUGGGGAUGUCUUUUUUGCGGAUGUGGAGACAGAUUGGGUGACACAACCAGGUGGUCCGAUUGCACAUAAGUGUAAGACUUUGGUAGAACCAAGUAAGCUUAUCUUGUUGACUGCUCAACGGUUUAUUCAGACGUUCUUGGGAAGUGAUUUUAUCGCUCUUCAUUUUCGGCGACAUGGAUUUUUGAAGUUCUGCAAUGUUAAAAAUCCGAGUUGCUUCUACCCUAUUCCUCAAGCUGCGGGUUGCAUCACUAGAAUGAUUGAAAGGGCCAAUACUCCAAUUAUAUACCUUUCAACAGAUGCAGCAGAAAGCGAAACUGGUUUGCUACAAUCAAUGGUUGUGCUGAAUGGGAAAACUGUACCACUGGUUAAACGACCUCCUCGUAGUUCAGCUGAAAAGUGGGAUGCCUUGUUAUACAGGCAUGGCAUUGAGAAUGACCCUCAGGUGGAAGCUAUGCUGGAUAAGACCAUCUGUGCUAUGGCGAGUGUGUACAUUGGAUCCCCGGGAUCAACAUUCACGGAGGACAUUUUAAGGCUCCGAAAGGGCUGGGGAACGGCAUCAUUAUGUGACGAGUACUUGUGCCAAGGUGAAGUGCCAAACUUUACAGCAGAAGUUGAGGAGUGAAGAAUAUGCAGAAAUGGGAAGCUGUAAAAUUGUGAAGAUGCUCCAUUGCAGAGAAUAGUAGGUGUGGUGUUAUUGUAUUAUAUGAGCCAAUUUUAUUUCGUUGAUUUGAUUACUAGUUUUGCUGCAUUCUUACCACUGUGAUGGAGUGCCAUCCACUCUGGGGAUCAAACCCCUAAACCUUAGUUAAUUUGUUGUGUUUGUAAAUCAUUUGACAAGGAAGGGAUCG
Molecule: messenger RNA, 1971 nt
Organism: Hibiscus syriacus
Lineage: Eukaryota; Viridiplantae; Streptophyta; Magnoliopsida; Malvales; Malvaceae
Product: O-fucosyltransferase 36-like
Exons: 3
Coding region: 60-1745 (561 amino acids)
Biological process (GO): protein O-linked glycosylation via fucose
Molecular function (GO): peptide-O-fucosyltransferase activity
Source: RefSeq, a predicted model, not a curated record